Messenger RNA from Helianthus annuus (common sunflower), 1404 nucleotides. RefSeq lists its product as uncharacterized. Lineage: Eukaryota; Viridiplantae; Streptophyta; Magnoliopsida; Asterales; Asteraceae. The transcript has 7 exons. The record is from RefSeq and is a predicted model, not a curated record. Bases 1 to 1404 code for a protein of 467 amino acids.
AUGGAUCCCUUCAACAACCCGGACAACCCGAACAAUCCGAACAACCCGAACAAUCCCAACAAUCCGACCCAACCUAAUGUUUUCUCGGUUCCGGGAUAUUAUCUGACGCUAGAACCGAACCAAUUCUCGCAAUAUUCAUCAAAUGCGUUUGCUUCAUUCCAACACUCGCCAAACCAAUUCGCUCAAUUCUCCCAAAAUCAAGCCCUUCAACAAAUGAUGAUGCGGGGUGCUUAUAAUUUCCCACCCGUUCAACCUCAACCGAUCCCCACACCACCCGUUCAACCUCAACCGAUCCCGACCCAACCAUUUCAACAAUCCGAACCCGAAGACGAUGUGGAGAUUGUUCCCGAAACCCAACCGCCUAAAGGAAAAGGAAAACGAAACAAAGGCAAGCAAGUGGUGGGUGAUCAACCGUCGAAACCGAAGGCGACUAAGUGGACACCAAUCGAAGAAGAAGCCUUAGCCAAGGCUUUCAUUAGCACUUCUGACCACCCAACAAAAGUUGGUAAUAACCAAUUGGGUGAGGGGUUUUGGUCCAAGGUAUUGGCGAAGUUUCUCGUCCUUAUGGAUCAAGGCCCGUAUCGAGAUGUCGACUCGGUCUCCUCAAAGUGGCGGAAAAUGAACUCGGCUAUCAAUAGGUUUUGCGAGGAAUAUAAUAAAUUAUAUACAAGUGACCGUCGUAGCGGGUGGAGCGACGACGAUGUGUUUAAAAAAGCGUUGGACAAGUAUAAGCAAAACAAUGAGGAGUACGCCGUACAAGAACCGGAGCGUCCACCGGGCCGAGACAAAUCAAUGAAGGAGCGGGCCAAGGGGAAAGAAAAGGAAAAGGUGGACCCGAACAUGGUUGAGUUUAUGGAACACUUAAAAAUGUACAACGACGUCUCGGCCCAAAAGACAAAGGCGAAGGAGCGGGCCGUCAAAGAAAAAACUCGUGUAUCGGAAGAAAAGUUAUGCGAGAAGGUCCGGUUGUCGAAUGAGAAAAUCCGAAUUUCCGAUGAAAAAAUUCGGCUCAAGGAAUGGGAAAUAAUAUCGAUGAAUGUCGAGGACGAACCCGAGCCGAAACUAAAUGAUCCAGCAAUAAUUGAAUCUUUAGAUAAGCGAAUUCCACCAGAUCAGGGUACUGAUGAACCAUUAGUUGAUGUAUCUCUUAGUGAUUUAUCAACUCAGAAUCCAUUUGCCCUUAAGGAAUGUGUUUCUUCUAUUGGAGAUAGUUUCACACCUGAAUGCACCUCUAAGGACAGUUCGAAGACUUCAUCCGGUGAAUUGAAGUGUAACCUUUCAGAAGUGUAUGAAGUUGACGAUUCCACAUCUCAGUCAUCAACUAAGAACAAAAAGUCCGGUGUCGCAAAUGUCUCCAUUGAUGAUGAGGAAACUAUGAUUUUGGUUCCUAAGAUUGAAAAAUAG